AGUCUGAAAGCUCCAAAGGUGAAAGGUGGGGUUAAUGCCCCUGACUUUGACUUGCCAAACAUGAACCUUAAAGCUCCCAAGUUAGAUGUGAAAAUGCCAAAACCGAAAAUGCCUAAAGUGAAUCUACCGGGCCUUAAAGGACCUGAGAUUGAUGGAGGCAUAGAUGGCCCAGAUGUUGACAUUGGUGCAUCGAGCAUCAACGUCAAAGGCUCUAAAACUGGCUUUGAAAUGCCAGAUGUUGACUUUGGCGGCCUGUCAGAGAAAUUUAAAGCGCCACAUUUGAAACUGCCUGAUGUGGGAUUUUCUGCUUCAAAGUUAGAUGGCCCAAAUGUUAAUCUCAAUUCAUCUGAUUUUAAUGCCAAGCUACCAAAAGCACCAAAUCUGAAAUUACAUUCAGACCUAAAAACUCCAGAGUUACAUACCAAAGUCCCCAAGAUGAAAGGUGGAUUUGAUUCCCCCAAGUUGGGCUUGCCAAACAUGGACCUCAAAGCUUCCAAGUUAGAUAUGAACCCUCCAGAUGCCAACAUUGGAUUCCCUGAUGUAAACUUUAAAAAGCCCAAAAUGAAGAUGCCAAAAGGCCCCAAUGUUGACAUAAAUACGGAUCUACAAGGGCCAGAACUGAGUAUUCCAAAUGUAGAUAUUAACGGUCCAAAAGGAAAUCUAAAAAUGCCAGAUUUAAAUGCACCACACCUUAGUCUCUCUGGACCUAAAGCAAAAACACCAGACAUGAAUCUUUCAGGACCUAAACUGAAAGGCCCUGGCAUAAGUAUGCCAGAUUUAGAUUUACCUAAUGCCAGUUUCAAGGGUCCCAAGCUAGACCUCAAUGCAAAACGUCCUGACCUAGGAAUAAAUGGAGGCUCUGAUAUUGACUUUGGUGCAUCUCUGAGACCAACAAAUCUUGACAUUUCUCCUCCAAAUGCAAAGUUAAAUGUGAAACCAGCAGAGUUAAAGGGAAAUGUCACAGGUCCAAAUGUUAGUGCUCCAAACAUGGACAUCAACAUGCCAAAAGCUGCAAUGCGUAAUCCACAGCUGCAUUUAAAGUACCCAAAUCUUGACGUUGAUGAUCCUUCACUAAAUUUCAAAGGACCUUCAUAUAAGAAUCGCAGAUCAGAUAUGACAGGUGUAAACAUGAAAAUGCCUGACUUGGAUGUUGAUGCAGAUGUCAGACUACGGCACACUGACAGAAGGUCACUUAGAACCCAAGUAAGGUCCAGCUAUCCUGGGCUGAAUGAUGCUUUAGGCCACCAUAUUGAUUUUCAUCGUUCAGAUCUCAACAUUGAUGAUUUCACAGGAAAAGAUCAUGUGCUAAGAGCCAGAGGUUCAAAACUAAAUCUCCAGGCACCGCACAGCUAUGGACAGGUGAUUUCCCCGUCAGGAGGUAGCAUUGACAUGAGGGACCCCAGAAACGCCAGAAGAAUCCCAGCCAAUCUUGUUAACCCCAAUGCACGUUUGCCACAUUUUUCUCAAGGUUCAAGCAUAAGAGUACCGAACAGUUCAGACGGAUACUAUGUCACAGUUUUUCCUAAUCAAACACAAAAUCAAAGAAUGCCAAACCGUAAAUAUAACACACUUGGAGGUCUCGACUUCCAUCCUGGAAACUUGGACCUUGAAGUUCCAGAUGGAAAUGACCUCAAAGGAUCAACAUUCUUUUUCUCCAACCUCGUAUAGCUUUCAAAGCAUUCAUGAUAUCAUUUUAGGGUGCUUUAUUAUUGCUUUUUUGUUUGUUUGCAUUUAUUUAUUGUGACUGGAACUAUUGUAUCAUGUUGUAUGAUUGUUAUGAACUGUUACUUUCUGUCUCAUUGUGUUUUUUUGUACAUAUUACCUCUCCUGUAGCUUUGCAAUGAUGCAAAUGGACAUUACAUUCUUGCACUUGUUUUAUCAAGUACAUUAAAACUUUUUGACAUUGUUUAACAAUGAAUAUUUAUGCUAUGCAAUUCUUGUUUAAAAAGAAGGUAUUUUUGGUUUGCACAUCAAAUUGAUCUAAUUUUGUUAUGUCACCCAGGAGCUCCAAAUGUUCUCUCGCUACCACUGAUGUUUAAACUCAGGGAGGAAAUCUUCAGAUUACAAGAUUAAAGGAACUCAGUUGUUUUGUUAGGUAUUAUCAUUUGAAUGGAAAUACAUCUAAAGUUGUUUAUAGUUUUCAUGUCUGUUGUUUUGAGUACCUGUUGUAUUUCAGAUUCUUUGAGGGUGUAUAUACUCGAGUUUAUCAAUGUGUUGUAACCAUUUUUUGCUUCAAGCAUGUAAAGACUUGAUAAUGACAUUAUUUGAGAAUAUAUGUUACGCCGGACUGUACAAACUGGUUCAGGCCAUUUUUAAGGUGGCCAUCAAACUAUUAAAGUCAUUUACAACAAACA
This is a messenger RNA of Stegastes partitus (bicolor damselfish), 2354 nucleotides long. Its product is annotated as neuroblast differentiation-associated protein AHNAK-like. The record is from RefSeq and is a predicted model, not a curated record. Gene Ontology annotation, cellular component: cytoplasm; nucleus. Bases 61 to 1668 code for a protein of 535 amino acids. The transcript has a single exon. Gene Ontology annotation, biological process: regulation of RNA splicing. Lineage: Eukaryota; Metazoa; Chordata; Actinopteri; Pomacentridae.